Molecule: messenger RNA, 549 nt
Organism: Parnassius apollo (apollo)
Lineage: Eukaryota; Metazoa; Arthropoda; Insecta; Lepidoptera; Papilionidae
Source: the annotation of a GenBank genome assembly
AUGAAGCAACAGCAGCUGAUAUUUAUAUCGACCCCUCCGGGUGAUGGACCUGUAUCAGAUUCGGACGCGGGCGACGAAAGAAACGUAAGUUUUGAAAAUUUAUCACGUCGUCAACUUUUGGCACCUGUUGAACUGACACUACAUGGAAAAAAUGUCAGUGACGGCAGCGAGUCUGAAGAAGAAGCUUUAGGCCCAAUUACGUCACGUACUGUGACUGACUCACAGUCUUUAUCAAAUCGUAGACGGAGCCGGUCAUUGAUAGAUAAUCCUCCUUUUCCACCUCCACCGCCACCUCAAUCGCCUGAGGUAGUCCGAAAAUGGGGAAAACGAGACUUAUCCCAACUUCAUGAUGAGUGGAUUGCACCAUUACCUGGAUCAGUAAUUACCUUAUCCGAAACUUCAGAACCAGUUGAUUUCUUUGAAUUGUUUUUUAGUCACGAAGUUAUCAUGCACAUUGUUCGUCACUCUGUUAUUUAUGCAGUUCAAAAAAAGAAACCCAUGGUUUUACCCUCUCUGAUAAUGACAUUUAUUGUUUCAUCGGCAUUUUGA